AUGAAAGCGCUCAUCUACCGCGCUGUCGGCGACGUGAAGCUCGAAGAGCGUCCGAAGCCAAAGAUUGCUCAGCCUACCGAUGCGAUUGUCAAGCUGACCAAAUCUACGAUCUGCGGAACAGAUUUGCACAUCAGAAAAGGAGAUGUUGCGACAUGUAAGGAGGGAACAAUUCUAGGACACGAGGGAGUGGGAAUUAUCGAUGAGAUUGGCAAUUCCGUACGCGGAUUCAAGAAGGGAGAGCAUGUGUUGAUAUCUGCAAUCUGCUCUUGUGCAAGCUGCGAGUAUUGCCGAAGGGGAAUGUAUUCGCAUUGCACCACUGGAGGUUGGAUCCUAGGAAACACAAUCGACGGCACACAAGCAGAAUACGUCCGCAUCCCACACGCUGACUCCUCCCUUUACCCCAUCCCAGCGGGUGCCGACGAAGCCGCACUCGUCAUGCUUUCCGACAUCUUCCCCACAGGUCUUGAAUGUGGUGUCCUCAAUGGCAAAGUCGAGCCCGGAUCUACAGUUGUGAUUGUUGGUGCAGGGCCUGUUGGACUGGCAGCUAUGAUUACAGCCCAGCUAUACUCCCCAAGUGUGAUUAUCAUGAUUGAUAUGGAUCAUAAUCGACUGAAAGUUGCGCAGACACUGGGGGCAACCCAUACCAUCGAUCCUAGCCAGCCGGAUGCGGUGAGGAAGGUGAAGGCGUUGACGGAUGGGAAGGGUUGUGAUUGUGUGAUUGAGGCGGUCGGAGUUCCUCAAAGCUUUGAACUCUGCCAGGAGUUGGUGGCUACGGGUGGUGUGAUUGCGAAUGUUGGUGUUCAUGGAACGAAAGUGGACCUUCACUUGGAGAAUCUCUGGGGUAAGAACAUUGCAAUCACAACUCGACUAGUUGACACGGUCACAACACCAAUGCUGUUGAAGCUCGCACUCUCGGGAAAGCUGGACCCUUCAAAGCUCAUCACGCACAAGUUUGCUUUCAAGGAUAUGGAGAAAGCGUACAAGACAUUCGGUGCGGCGGCUGAGCACGCGGCUUUGAAGGUUCUUAUUGAAUUCUGA
This is a messenger RNA of Hyaloscypha bicolor E, 1038 nucleotides long. RefSeq names its product GroES-like protein. Bases 1 to 1038 code for a protein of 345 amino acids. NCBI's taxonomy places the organism in Eukaryota, Fungi, Ascomycota, Leotiomycetes, Helotiales, Hyaloscyphaceae. Gene Ontology annotation, molecular function: oxidoreductase activity; zinc ion binding. The transcript is spliced from 4 exons. The record is from RefSeq and is a predicted model, not a curated record.